This is a messenger RNA of Oryctolagus cuniculus (rabbit), 1696 nucleotides long. Its product is annotated as RLA class I histocompatibility antigen, alpha chain 11/11. The record is from RefSeq and is a predicted model, not a curated record. NCBI's taxonomy places the organism in Eukaryota, Metazoa, Chordata, Mammalia, Lagomorpha, Leporidae. Gene Ontology annotation, biological process: antigen processing and presentation of endogenous peptide antigen via MHC class Ib; positive regulation of T cell mediated cytotoxicity; immune response. Gene Ontology annotation, cellular component: external side of plasma membrane. Gene Ontology annotation, molecular function: peptide antigen binding; signaling receptor binding.
CAAGGACCGGACCCCGCCCUGUCCUCAGUCUGAGUUCCGCAGGGGGAUCAUUGUACAGGAACGGAGAUCACCCACCUUCGAGACGCCUCUCCUCAGCCCUCCCGAGCUCCGUCGUCCCACCCCCUCCCCCAUCCCCGACCUCCACUUCCAAAAGCCUGGGCGCCACAGGCUAGGCGGUAGUUUCCUUUCUGAGCUCACCGGAAGCCCGAGGUCGACCACAGUAUGGCUGCGCGCGCGCACAGGGGUCCUCCAACCUGGGCCGGGCCCUGGGCGCUCGUCUUCCUGCUGCUGAGCUUCCUGCGGGACGUGGGGGCCGGAUCGCACUCUCUGCAGUAUUUCUACUGGGCUGUGACAGAGCCAAGUCCAGGAGUCCCUGCCUUUGCUGCCUCUGGCUUCGUGGAUAACCAACGCUUCAUCCACUACGCCAGUGAGGAGAGGAAGGCUAAGCCUUGCGUCCAGUGGCUGAGGGAGGAGCCCAGUUACUUUGAGGAUGAGACCAAGAUCUUCACAAGUCGAAUGAAGAUUUUCCAGCUAAGCCUGAGAAACGUGCAGCAGUACUACAACCAAACCCUGAGGCCAAGUUCAAAGCCAGAGCAGCCGCACAAGCUGGCAGGGCCCCACACUCUGCAGUUCACAUAUGGCUGUGAACUCCAAGACGACGGUGGGACCACGGGACACUGGCAGUACGGCUACGACGGUGACGACUACCUGACCUUGGAUGUGGACUCUCGGCAGUAUGUGGCAGCCUCACCUCUAGCCCGCUACACCAAGCAGAAAUGGGAGGCCGGCCAGGACCACAUGCAGAGAGACGUGAUGUACUUGACAAAGGAGUGUGCCCUGUGGCUGCACAGAUACUUGGAGCUCAGAGGGGCAAACUCCACGCGCACUGACCCGCCCAAAGCCCACGUGACCCACCACCCCGCCUCUGACAAGGAGGCCACCCUGAGGUGCUGGGCCCUGGGCUUCUACCCCGCGGAGAUCUCACUGACCUGGCAGCGGGAUGGGGAGGACCAGACCCAGGACACGGAGCUCGUGGAGACCAGGCCUGGGGGCGACGGAACCUUCCAGAAGUGGGCGGCUGUGGUGGUGCCUUCUGGGGAGGAGCAGAGAUACACGUGCCGUGUGCAGCACGAGGGGCUGCCUGAGCCCCUCACCCUGAGAUGGGAGCCUCCUGCUCAGCCCACUGCGCUCAUAGUGGGAAUUGUUGCUGGAGUUCUUGGAGUUCUUCUGAUCCUGGGAGUUGUGGUCGCUGUUGUGAGGAGGAGGAAGCACAGCUCAGGAAGUAAAGGAUGGAGCUGAGCAAAAAUGUGAAGGGGGGAGGCGCGCAACCCCUGCAGCAGUGCGUACAGAGCAGUGUGUACAGAGAGUUCACUCAACCCACCAUUCCUUCUGCAGUCUCGUCUCCCUUGGCCCUGACUCAGCCUCGCUUUGGGCCAGGCAGGAACAGUGCUGGCUCUCGUGUCUUGUGAAGCUAAGACACUGGAUCUUUGGUUUGGAUAUUCUGAGUGACCAGCGGGCUGCUGAGUGUGAGCAUUCGCAGUGACCCACCUAGCUUUGUCAUUCCUUCCUUCCACAGCGGGACACGGCUGCCUUACAUCCAAUGUCAGCACAAUGCGUGAUGGUCCCCGGAAGGAGGGGACUCCCAAUGUCAUUGAAAGAAGCUGUAAAAAGGAAUAAAAGAGUUUGUUUUUUCAAA